ACGAACAUCAUGAGCAAAGUCUCCUGAAAAGGCAGAAACCCUGGUCACGUCAGGAUCUGAGGAGGAUGAAGCACUGAACUGGGAGCUCCAGCAAGGAGGGACAACCCUGGUGCUGUGGCAAGAGAGAUCCACGGGCUGGGAGGGUGAGGAGGCUUUUGCUCCUUCCAGAGCAUGUCAGGGGGUGUCAGUGGGACACUGUCACCCCAGCACAGAGCCAACACCUGGAUCCAGCCCCUGGCAGGGAACAGGCUGUCCCACAGGCUGGGAUUCCAUUUCAAACCAGACCAACGAGGCUUUGAGGCUCCAGGAAGCAGCAGUCAAAAAUUCCUCUCAACCAGCUGCUGGGGACUUGGGAAUUUCUCUUGAAAAAAAGAAAUAAGGUAAGACAAAAACUUGCAGCCCCAAGAGGAGGAUACAGAACCUCCCACAAGGACCAGAUGAGCUGCAAAGAGCUGUCACAGGAGAAUCCACGGUGGGACGUGUGUUAAUCCUCGUUAAGAAGUGAGCCUGACAUGGGAGUUACUGGCUGGAAAUCACCUUCAACCUUUUUUUGUUUGAACAGUGAAUACAGAGUGAGCACGGCCCUGUUCUGUCAGAUACCAGGACAGCUUUAAUGUGCACAAAGCAGCUGAAAGGAGACAACAAGAAAGAUGGAGAUGGAUUUUUACAAGGGCCUGAAGUGACAGGAGAACAGAGAAUGGUUUCAAACUGACACAGAUUAAAUUGGAUAUUAGGAGGAUCUUCCCUGUGAGGGUGUGAAGGCCCUGGCACAGGGCCAGAGAAGCUGUGGCUGCCCCUGGAUCCCUGGAAGUGUCCCAGGACAGGCUGGAUGGGGCUUGGAGCAGCCUGGGACAGUGGAAGGUGUCCCUGCCCGUGGGUGACUGGAUGAGCUUUAAUUUCCCUUCCAAUCCAAACAGUUCUGUGAUUCUAGGAAUAUUUACUUCCUCAGAGCCAAAGUAACAAAUCCCAUGUCCAUGAAAGGCAAUAUAUUCCACCCCCUGGAACAAAUAUGAGAGGAACACGAUCGUCCCAACUCUUCCCAUUCCUCAGAGUCACAAGACCAUAUGAAUACAAAGACCAAAAUGAAAGUGAGGAAGAAAGAAUUUUUUCACUCUGAUUCCUCAAAAGACUCAGGUUCAUCAACAAACAAUUUGCGUUUGGCUCAGCCCUGGAAUCCAAGGUCAGGAAAACACUCCUUCCUGUGGAUCACAUCCCAGCCAAGCAGUGAAGCUGAGCCUGAGCUCACAGAUGGGAUCCAAAGGCCAGACACUGAUUUUCACACCACUGCACCAGCACCACGUCCCAGAGGCUGUUCCAGGCCAACUCCCUGCAUAAAUGACCCCAAUUUUCAGAGGUUAAUCCCAGAGAGGAGAAACCCAGCGAACACAGACCAAGUCCUCAGUGACCUUAACAGGAAUCCCCUGCUUUGAGCCACGAAGCUUUGCCUUAGGAACUCACUUUUAAGCGCCUUAAAAACAGACCCAGAGAGACCCAGCGGACAAUCAGGGCACCACGCAGCACGGCCAAGAGAGCUCCAGCGAUGGAUUAUUUUUAAUAAGACCUCGGAAUAGGCAUUCCCAGCUGUUGUGCAUCGUGAGAGGCAGCAAACCCACUCCAAACGCCGCUGCCUGGCGAGGUGAGGGAGGGGAGGCUGUGCCUGGCUGCGAGGGCGGUGGGAGAGCCCUCCCCGAGUGUUCCCCCUCUCCUGCGUGGUGCAGAACUAUUCCUGGGGGAAGGUGGGCCUGGAAAGCGAGGUGGCCAAGCUGGUGGCCAGUGGUGACCCCCAGGUCCAGAUCCAGCCUGACCAGCCCUACGCUGAGCUGUGGAUGGGCACACACCCCCGGGGCGAUGCCCUCAUCCGGGAUAACCGCAUCCCACAAAAGACCCUGGGCCAGUGGAUCGCCGACAACCCCGCCUGCCUGGGGGCCAAGGUGAAGGACGCCUUCCAGGGACACCUGCCCUUCCUGUUCAAGGUGCUGUCGGUCAACACCGCCCUGUCUGUCCAGGCGCACCCCAACAAGGAGCUGGCAGCGAAGCUCCAUGCCCAGUUCCCUGAGCACUAUCCCGAUGCCAACCACAAGCCCGAAAUGGCCAUCGCCCUCACCCCCUUCGAGGGCAUGUGUGGCUUCCGGCCGGUGGAGGAGAUUGUCUCCUUUCUCCAGAAUGUCCCCGAGCUUCGGGCACUGAUCGGGGAGGUGGCAGCGGAGCAGCUGGAGCGCAGUGGGAGUGACGACCCCCGUGGGGUCUCAGCCGCCCUCCGCGUGUGCUUCACCCGCCUCAUGAAGAGCGAGAAGAAGUUCUUCGUGGACCAGCUGAACAUGCUGGUGAAGAGGAUCUCCCAGGAAGCAGCGGAAGGGAAGGACACAUCGGGGAGCAGCGGGGACCUGCUGCUGCGGCUGCACUCCCAGUACCCAGGGGACAUUGGCUGCUUCACCAUUUAUUUCCUGAACGUGGUGAGGCUGGAGCCGGGGGAGGCCAUGUUCCUGGGAGCCAAUGAGCCCCACGCCUACCUGCACGGAGACUGCGUAGAGAUCAUGGCGUGCUCGGAUAACACAGUGCGCGCCGGGCUCACCCCCAAGUUCAUUGAUGUGCUCACCUUGUGUGAGAUGCUCAACUACACACCAGCACCCAGCAGCUCCAAGAUCUUCCCAGCGGCGCAGAGCCAGCUCGAUCCCCAUGUCUACCUCUAUGACCCACCUGUGCCAGACUUCAGCAUCCUGAGGAUAGAGAUCCCUGCCUCCAUCAAGCUGUACCUCGUCUCUGCCAUGGACUCUGCCAGCAUCUUGCUGGUGAUCCAAGGGACGGCCGUGGGCACCUCCACAGCCGCAGCCUCCGAAAUGUCCCUGCACCGUGGCUCCGUGCUCUUCAUCUCGGCCAACGAGAGCAUCUCCCUCCACCUCUCCUCGCCCGACGGGAUGCUGCUCUUCCGAGCCUGCUGCCUCCUCUGAGCAGGACCUGGGACACUUCCUCCACAGCACUCCAUGUUUGAGUAGAUAGAAACUGGUGUGGGCAAAGUCUUCUCGCUUGAAAGUUUUCCCUCCACCUAUUAAAUCCCAAAACUAACCCUGA
Molecule: messenger RNA, 3069 nt
Organism: Poecile atricapillus (Black-capped chickadee)
Lineage: Eukaryota; Metazoa; Chordata; Aves; Passeriformes; Paridae
Gene: MPI
Product: mannose phosphate isomerase
Exons: 8
Coding region: 1827-2948 (373 amino acids)
Biological process (GO): GDP-mannose biosynthetic process; carbohydrate metabolic process
Cellular component (GO): cytosol
Molecular function (GO): mannose-6-phosphate isomerase activity; zinc ion binding
Source: RefSeq, a predicted model, not a curated record